Messenger RNA from Lasiodiplodia theobromae, 1668 nucleotides. Its product is annotated as GMC oxidoreductase. Lineage: Eukaryota; Fungi; Ascomycota; Dothideomycetes; Botryosphaeriales; Botryosphaeriaceae. The coding region runs from base 1 to 1668 and encodes 555 amino acids. The record is from RefSeq and is a predicted model, not a curated record. Gene Ontology annotation, molecular function: oxidoreductase activity, acting on CH-OH group of donors; flavin adenine dinucleotide binding. The transcript is spliced from 2 exons.
AUGCGUUCGACGGCAGCAAUCAGCCUCUUCGCGGCCGGCGCCCUCGCGGCCAACACCACCUACGACUACAUCGUCGUCGGCGGCGGCCCGGCAGGCAUCAUCGCGGCCGAGCGCUUCGCCGAGACAGGCGCAUCAGUGCUGCUGCUCGAGCGCGGCGGACCCUCAGCCUACUCGUCUGGCAACAACAACACGCUGCCAUGGAACAACACGGUCACGUCGGUCGACAUUCCGGCCUACGGCUACCUCGCGCGCUCGACGCUGCCCGCCGGCACCUUCUGCACCGACACGGCGUCCAACGCCGGCUGCAUCCUGGGCGGCGGCGGCACCGUCAACGCCGAGAUGUUCGUCCCGCCGCACGCGGAUGACUUCGCGACCUGGCCCCGGGGCUGGCGUUGGGAGGACGGCGUCGCUGAGGCGGCGGCUGCGGUGCAUGAGCGUAACCCGGGCAGCGUCUCGCCGUCGCAGGACGGCCGCCACUACUUGACCGGCGUGUUCGACCUGUUCGGUGGCUUCCUGGGCGAGAAUGGUUGGAAGCAGGUCGACGCCGUUGCGCAGCCCGAUGAGAAGCACAAUGUCUACGGCUACCCGCCGUUCAAUGUCCAGAACGCCGUCCGCGCCGGCCCGGUCAGGACGUACCUGCCGCUCGCGGAGGCCCUUCCCAACUUCACCCUCAAGCUGCACACCAAGGUCAUCCGCGUCGUGCGCACCGGCAGCACCGCCACGGGCGUCGAGGUCGAAGAUGCCAGCGGCGCGCGCUCGAUCAUCAACCUCAGCUCCUCCUCAACCGGCAAGGUCGUGCUGGCGGCCGGCGUGAUGACGACGCCGCGCCUGCUCUUCAACAGCGGCAUCGGGCCCGCCUCGCAGAUCGAGCUCGUCGCCAACGGCAGCACGACGGCCGACAGUGUCGCCCUGCCUCCCCGCGCCGACUGGAUCGAGCUGCCCGUCGGCGAGGGCGUCAAGGACCACCCCAUCUUCUACAUCAACCUCAACCUGACCGCCGCCGCCGCGGGCAACGACUCGUCGGUAGUCGCCCUCUACGACCCGCAGAACCCGCCGGCGACCGACAUCGCCCUCUACAACAGCGCCGGCGCGGGUCCGCUCGCCCAGGGCGUCCAGCGCCUCAUCUUCUGGACCUCGCGCACCAACUCUUCCACCGCCCGCGAACGCUUCUUCCAGGGCACCGUCACGCUCGACGCGCCGUCCGUAAUCAGCGUCAAGACGUACCUCACGCGCGGCCUGACCUCGUCCGGCGUCCUCGGCGUCAACGCCACCGACCCAACCAAGACCGUCUUCACCGUCAAGCCCUGGCUGUCCGACCUCGCGGACAAGGACGCGGUUGUGAGCCUGCUGGACGAAUUGCUGGCGCUGUUCCGCACCAAGGGCGACGGCUUCUGGACGCCUGUGGAUUGGAUGAGCGGGCAGGAGAUUGUCGAGGCGAGCGAGUUGCUGCAGAGCUACACGGCUGGCGCGCACUUUGUUGGUACCACCCAGCUUGGGACGGUUGUCGAGAGUGGCGAGCGCGGCCCGCUGGUGAAGGGGACGAGCAAUGUUUACGUCGUCGAUGCUGGUAUCCAUACCGAUGUGCCGACGGGCAACACGAAUGCCAUGGUUAUGGUUGUGGCAGAGCAUGCGGCGAAGAAGAUUGUGGAUGCGGCGGCGAGGAAGUGA